AUGCCGCUGAGACCAAAUUACAAGGCCUCAUCGCGAAGCGGGUGUCUGGAGUGCAGGGACCGGCGAAUGAAGUGCACCCGGGAGCAACCCAAAUGCUCUGGCUGCACCCGCCACAACAUCCUAUGCCAGUACCUGUCAUCCACAGCCUGGCAGUCCCCCACUCCUUCGCCUAGAUCUUCCCCGUCGAUCCUAGAUUCGCCGCUAUCCGCAGAGUACGGUGACUCCAUGGCGUCCUUCAGUCCCCGCUCGCCUCCUGAGGAUCUCCAUACCCGCGAGUUGGAGCUCAUGGUACAAUGGUGCACAGAGACCUAUCGCACCAUCUCCCGCAAUAGCGCCGUGGAAUGGAUCUGGCACGCCGUCGUUCCACGUGAGGCGAUGCGCUACCCGGCCCUGAUGCAUGGCAUCAUGGCCGUGUCCGCGCUCCAUCUAUCCUUCACCAGUAGCGGCAGCACGAAAGACCUCUAUCUACGAAUGGCGCAUGCCCAUCAUAGCCAGGCUGCCGUCGGCGUCACCUCCAAGGCCGCCAGCAGUCCUAAUCUGGCCGACUGCAAUGCGACGUUCGCACUGUCCACUGUCAUGAUCGUCUACUCCUUCGCAUGCGCCCGUGUUACGGGACCGGCCAAGGGCAUGCCCGUGCUGGAUGAGCUCUGCCGGGUGUUUCGCUGCGCGCAAGAGUCGGCCGAUGUGCUGCCAGCGCUGGUCGACCGGGUCAGCCAGGGGGAAUUGCGUUCGCUACUGGCAUUUGACAACUCCCAGCCCAAGAUGCCCGACACCUCACGACUCGCCAUCAUGUCGCUGUCACGGCUGAAUGCGAGCCUGGCCGCUCGGGACCCCAGCCACGAAACGGCCAUGUACGACACGAUUAUCAACUAUCUGGGCGACUCGUUGGACAAGUUGGCCCGAGGGGGCGAGAUUAUGGUUAUUCUGUUCUACUGGAUUUUCAACCUGCCGUCGCGAUACCGGGACCUGCUCACGGAGCACCAUCCGUUUGCACUGGUCAUCCUGGCUCAUUACGCCGUGGUCAUCCAUUCGCUGAGGGGCAGUUGGUGGAUGGGCAAUCUGGGGUCGCGACUUAUCGAGCAGAUCGGACAAAGUCUAGGGCCCGAAUGGAGACCCGCCAUCGACUGGGUCAUUGACGCAACGGGCUGUUAUAUCCCUCCUGUAUGA
This is a messenger RNA of Aspergillus melleus, 1167 nucleotides long. RefSeq lists its product as uncharacterized. NCBI's taxonomy places the organism in Eukaryota, Fungi, Ascomycota, Eurotiomycetes, Eurotiales, Aspergillaceae. Gene Ontology annotation, biological process: regulation of transcription by RNA polymerase II. The transcript has 2 exons. The record is from RefSeq and is a predicted model, not a curated record. Gene Ontology annotation, molecular function: DNA-binding transcription activator activity, RNA polymerase II-specific; zinc ion binding. Bases 1 to 1167 code for a protein of 388 amino acids.